Messenger RNA from Dovyalis caffra, 195 nucleotides. The record is from the annotation of a GenBank genome assembly. NCBI's taxonomy places the organism in Eukaryota, Viridiplantae, Streptophyta, Magnoliopsida, Malpighiales, Salicaceae.
AUGGCUCGUGGAAUACAAAGGAAGCGAGGUCGAAGUGCAGGUUGUGAAAGUAUCCAGUUGGAGAGUUUUGGUGAUAAAGUAGGGCUAGAGUUUAUCCAAACUCGGCAAUUGACAAGGAAGCCCACCUAUCCGUAUCGGACGUUGGUACUUCAAAUGUCAAAAUCUCAAGGCUUAAUGCAUAGAGCAUCCAGAUAA